Molecule: messenger RNA, 35878 nt
Organism: Triplophysa dalaica
Lineage: Eukaryota; Metazoa; Chordata; Actinopteri; Cypriniformes; Nemacheilidae
Product: nuclear anchorage protein 1
Exons: 5
Coding region: 120-34745 (11541 amino acids)
Source: RefSeq, a predicted model, not a curated record
GGCUCACAUUUUCGGUCAUUACUCCAAUGUGACUUCACCAUCAGAACAGUUGUACAGGAAUAAUCCAGGGACACCACAGAAGAUCACACUUCCAGCAAAUCACAUGUAGCAAAGCAGCAAUGGCAGAAACUAGAGACUACGUUGGAGACUUCCUGGUGGAAUUUAAGGAUGUGAUAAUUGUGAGAGCAACACAGGUCAGUGAAAUUGCAGAGGCAGUUAUUUCCCAAAGUCUGAUACAUGAACGGGCAGCUCAACAAGUGCUGAGUGCUCCAACCCAGCAGGAAGCGAUGCAGCUUCUGUUUGAGGCUCUGGAUAAAGAACCACCCCGACACAGAGUAUCCUUCCAUUUGAUCCUGAGAAUGACGGAACCUGAGCUGAUUCAAGAAUUAGAGGGGAUACAACGCAACACCAAGCACACGCAAACAGAGACAGGCAGUCCACCGAGUUCUCCCAGAGAAAAAAGAAGACAUGAUGACAAAUACGGACAUGCAAGUGACCUCCAGAAGAGAAAAGACUCGCUGAAGAGACGAAGACUGGAAACGAUGCGUGCAAUUGAACAGAUAGAGAAACUCUGGGAAGGAACCAAGAAAGAAAGAAACGAGAUAGAAAACAUGAGGCAGAGGAUACAGAGACAGCAAGAUGAGAUGGCCAGGAUGACCCUAGAGAAAAGACAACUUGAGAGAUGUAUUACUGACUCGAAAGCUGAAUUGGACUACACCCACGAAAGAAUAAGUCGGAGCAAAGAAGAGAUAGACAGAGAACAGGAAAGGAUAGAGAAAAUGAGAUCUGAUCUCCAAACGGAAACAAUCACCCUGGAACAACAGCGUUAUGAAAUCAUGAGGGAGAGACAGAAUUUGGAGAUGCUCAGAUGCGAAGCUCUGAGAGAGAAAGAGGAGCUGGAGAGCAACCGUGAAAGCACAAAGUAUGAAAUAGAACGAUUGGAACAAAAGAAAAGCGCCAUACUGGUUCAGAUUAAUGAGAUAGAGAAGAAGUUUGAGGAAACAAAACAGGAAAAAAGUCAGAUUGAGGGCAUGAAGGCCGAAAUCAACGAGGAGAGAAAUGAGCUAGAGAGAAGAAAGGAUGAUAUCAAGAGACAAAGAGAACAAUUCAAGCAGAUUAAACUUGACAUACAGCAAGUGAAGGGGGAAAUGGAGCAAAGGUGCAAUGAAACAGAAAAGGAAGGGCUGGAACAGAGAGCAACAAUCCGCAGAGAGAAAGAUGAGCUGAAAUAUUUGCAAGAUGAGAUUCAGAGAGCAAAAGAUGAGGUUGAAAGAAACAGAGCAGUGUCAAGGCAAGAGAACGAAAGACUGGGACAGCUGAGAGCUCAGGCACUUGAAGAAAAGGAUCUCAUUGAGAAGAAAUGCCAAGAGGUGUUGAGAAAAGAGAAAGAUUUUGAAGAGUUGAAGCAUAAGGUUGAGAUUGGCAGAGAGGAGUUAGUCAUGAAUGAAGAGCUGGUCAAAAAGGAAUGGGAGAAGAUAGAACAGGCCAAAUUAGAAGCACAAGCUCACAUCAACUCGAUGGAAGCCAGGGUUAAUGAUACAAAAAGAGAAAUUGAAAGACUGAAGCAUAUAAAAACGGAGAUGCAGAGAGAAAAGGAGAUUCUUGAGAAACAAAGGGAUGAUACAAGGACAGCUAAAGAGGAAAUGGAGAAAAAGAGAUAUGAGAUAGUUACAGAGGAGUUAGAGCACAGAGCUGGACUUCAGAGAGAAAGAGAUGAUCUGCAGAGUUUGAGAGUUCAGAUGCAAAGAGCCAGUGAUAUACAAAAAGCAAAGAUUCUAAAAGAGAAGGAAGAAAGCAUUCAGAUAAGAGAUGAGGCCAGACGAGACGUGGAAAGAACAGAAAGAAUCAAAGCAGAGAUAGAGGCUGAAAAAGACAAUUUAUCUAGACGACAAGAUGAAAUGCUGAGGGAGAGGCAGGACCUUGAGAGAAUUAGACAUGAGAUCAUCAGAGCCAAAGAGGAGAUUGAGAAUAGCAAGGAGGUCACAAUGCGGGAAAAUGAGAAAAUGGAAAAAAGGAAAACUGAAAUUCAAGGGCAAAUUGAAGAUGUUGAGAAAAGUGUUGCAGAGACCCAAAAGGCAAAGGAGAAAAUUGAGGAGAUGAAGGCUGAGUUAGAGGAGGAGAGGGAGGAGUUGGAAAGAAAGCGAGAAAUGGUGAGAAGUGAGAUGGAACAGUGCAAGUUUAUUAGAGGUGAAAUCAUCAGGGUAAAGGAGGAAAUGGAGAGCAGGUGGCAGGAAACAGAGAGAGAGGAAGUAGAACUUCGAGUAAAAACCCAGCAUGAGAUGGAAAGAUUGGAACAACUAAAAGAAGAGAUCCAGAGAUCCCAACAAAAUAUUGAGGAGAGUCGGAUGGAGCUAAUGCAGUGGAAGGUGAAUCUUAACAAAAUAAAAGUUCAGACAGAGGAGGAAAGAAAGGCUGUGAAUAUAAAGAUGGCUGAAGCUACAGCAAAACAAGAUGAGUUAGCAAAAAUAAUAGAAACGGUGGAGAAAGAGAGAGAAGAGAUUCAGAAAAACGGAGAUAAGGCUAAGCAAGAAGCAAAUGAAAUCAAAAACUUAAGGGCUGAAAUAGAAAACCAGAUCAUGGCAGCAAAACAAGAAAAAGAAGAGGCGAAUCAAGCCAAACUAGCAGUCCAGGAGGCUGAAUUAAUCUCAAGAAAGCAAAUAGAAGAUUUAGAAAAAAGAAAGUAUGAAACUAUAAAAGAGACAUUGGAGCAGAGAAAUGAAAUACAUAAAAAAGCAGAUGAGUUAGAGCAACUGAAUACAGAGAUACAAAGAACCAAACUUGAGCUUGAUGAGAUGAGAUAUUCUGAAAAACACAUUUUGCAGAAGAUGCUGGAGGAAGCAAAGCUAGAGAGAGAAAUGAUAGAGCAAAUGAAAAAAGUUCUGCAGAAAGAGAAGGAGAAUCAGGAGAAACUAUCAGCUGAGAUAGGCGUAGAAAGAGCAGAGCUCAAACAGACUCAGUCUCAGGUCCAGAAUGAGAAGAAUGAGGUUGAGAAAAUAAGGUAUGAGGUGAUGAGACAUAAUGUCGAACAGAGUGCUGAGUUGCAGAGACAAAGAGAAGAUCUUGAGUCCAUCACACAGCAGCAAGUUAGAGAUAAAGAAACCAUAAACAAAACCAAAGAGUUGGCACAACAAUACAGAGAGAAAGCUGAGCUUCUCAUGAACGAAAUCCAGAAACAGAGAGAGGAUCUCAAUAAAAGGUUGGAGGAGACAAAGCAUGCAGAGGACACUUUGAGACGUCUGAGAGAGGACAUGGAGCAUGAUAGAGAAGCUCUGGAGAAGAUCCGUGUGGAUACGUAUGAGGAAGUCAAGAAUGAGAUUAACAGAGUGAGGGCUGAGAUUGAGAGAUUGUGGGACGAGGCCGAAAAUGGAGAACAGGAGGAACGAGAGAAAAUAAACAAGGAGAAAGAGGAGAUGAUGAUGAAAAUGGAGGCGAUGAAGGAGGAGAUGGUGGAGAUUGAAGACAUGAAGGUGAAGCUUAAGAAACAGAAGGACGACACUGACGUAAAUAUGGAAAAGGCGAGGAUGGAAAUAACUAAACUGGAAACGAUGAAGGGAGACCUGCAAAGACAGAAGGACGAGAUUGAGAACAAGAUGGCCGAAGCAAAGAGCGAAAGGCAUCAGAUGGAACUGAUGAGGGCAGAGAUCUUGAAACAAAAAGAGGAUGUUGAACAAAAAGUGGAGCUAGCCAAAGCAGAGAUGGACAAAAUGCAGCGGGUCAAAGAUGAAAUACAAAGACAAAAACAGGAGCUGGAAGAAAGGAUGCAAAGGACCAAACGUGAGAUUGGAGAAAUGGAGCUGAUCAAAAGAGAAAUGGUGGGGAAAAAGAGAGAACUAGACCAAAGGAUGAAACUCACCAAGAGAAAGAAAGACGAGAUGGAACGACUGAGGUUGGACAUACAAAAAGCGAAGGAAGACAUGGAACGUAAAUGUAUAGAGACACAGAGGCAGAAGGAUGAAAUGGAACAGGUCAAAGCUGAAAUUCAAAGAGCGAGAGAGGAGUUUGAAUUUAGGAUGGAGGAGAGAGAUUCAGAAGCAGAAAAAGAACUGACGAACGUCACACUAAACAACCUGAUACAACAGAUCGAGGCAACAAGAGAAACGGUGAGAAAUACCAAAUUUCAGAGCGGAUACAGGAUGGCGGGGAGUCAGAUGGAGACAGCAGACCAAGACGAGAUGAAUGCUGAGAUGCAGAGGCUCAUUUUGGAGAUCGAACAUAUUCGAGAAAUGCUGCGGGGUUUUAAAAAAGAGGUGGAGCAAAACAAGGAAAUAAUGAAGAGGGAUAAGGAGGAGAUGAGGCUGCUGAAGUUGGAAGUUCAAAGAAGGAAAAGAGAAAUAGAAUACAGGGAAGAAAAAAUACUGAGGGAACGAAAUGAAGUUGAACUCUUGAGAUCUAUGAUUCAGAGACAAAGAGAUGAGCUGGAGAGGAGGUUGGAGGAGAUCAAUAAAGUGAAUGAUAGGGUGGAGAAGAUUAAAGAGUGUGCAGAACAGGCAAAAGAAGAAAUAAAGAAAGAGAAAGAACCGAUUGCUCUCGAAAAGGCUGGAAAAGGCAAGAUUCAACCAGCCAUCACCACAGUUGAAAGCCAAGAGGCCACAACAAAAGAAGAACUGGGGGCUAUGAAAGCAUUCACAUCAGAUGACUGUGAACCCAACUUGACUGAUAUACAGAGAGAAAGAACAGAACUAGAAAAAUAUAAAGAAAUAAUUUUAAAUGAGAAACACAUACUAGAGAAGACCAAAGAAAAUAUACAGGCAUUGAAGGAUGAGAUUGAAGAGCAGAUGUCCAAACUACGAGAGGAAGAAAAAGAGAUGGAAAAGAAACGAGCCAAUCUAGAAAACUGGGAGAAGAAACUGCAAUCAGAAAAUGAAGAGAACAAAAGAAACUUCGAUACAAUAUGGAAAGAGAAGCAAGAUUUGAAUCUAAGAAAACAAGAACUGGAUUGUAUUAAAGUAAAUACAAAGAGAGAGAAAUAUGAAUGGACAAGAAUGAAAGAGACUAGACAAGUUGAUGUUCAAGUACAAACUGAUGUGCCAGAGGGUGUACAUGAACCACAAAAAAAAACGACUGUUGAAACUCAAGAACAUGAUGUCAUUUUGGCCAUGGAGCAGCUGUAUAAAGAGCGACAAGCUCUAGGAGAUAUCAGAGAAGACAUACGUUCACAAAAAAGUUCAAUAGAAAGACAAGUGGCAGAAUUAAGACUGAGAGAGGAUGAACUUUUGCACAGAGAAGCUACAUUAAAAAACGCAACUAAAACCGCAGCAGGCACACAGAUGCAACUUGAGCUACAAAAAAAAGAGCUGGAUCGCAUAAAAGAUGCCCUCGGCAGAGAACAAGAUGAGCUGGAGAAGACAAAGAUAAAUAUACAGAAAGGAUGGGAUGACCUACAAACUCAAGUUUUAAGAAAUAGAGAAAAAGAUGAGAUCAUAACAAUACAAUUAGAAAAAGAAAGAGAUGUCCUUAAUCAUAUUAAACUGAAUUUAGAAAAACAGAAGCAAACCAUGGAGGCUGAUCUAAAAGCCGGUUUGGCAAGAGAUCUAGAGGACAUAGACUCUCAAAGGCAACUGGUUGAGGAAGAAAAGAAUAGAUUGGACAACAUGAAAUUUGAGCUACAAAGACAAUCCGAUGAUAAUCAGAGAUUAAAACAAGAGACACAGGAAGAAAAGCAGAUGGUGAAACAAAUGGCAGAGCAGCUUAAACAAGAGAAGGAGAAUCUUGUAGAUCUUACAGAAGAGACAAAUGGAAGGGCUGAGAUCUUAGGGAAACUGCAGCUUGAAAUAGAUAAGCAAAGAAAGGAAAUACAAACAGAAAAAGACGUGUUAGAAAAGCAAAGGUGUGACAUCGAAAAAAUACAAGCACAUAUAGAAAAUGAAAAGGAGUAUGUCGAAAACCUGAGAGAAAAGAAUGAGUUUACAUUAAAGAAGGUAAAAACAGAACAAGACACUCUAGAGAAGAUCCAGGAAAACAUUUCAAAACAAAUGGAUUCCAUUGAGAACGAAAAAAGAGGCACUGAGCAAAGAGAAACAACCCUGCACCGAAUGCCGACCGAAAUAAAGAAACAACAAAAUGAGAUUGAAGACUUGAAAAACAUUAUCUCCUUACAAAACAGUGAGCUUGAGAAAAGCAGAGCAGAAAUAGCAGAGAAGCAUAAAAAAGAAGAUGACAUCAUGGAAAUCACACAAAAUGAAAGGGACAAUCUUGACAGAGAGAGAGCUGCUUUAAUGAAACACAAAGAUCAAAUAGAGAGCAAUAUGAGAGAUUCAAUAAACAAAGAACUUGAAACUGUGAAACUUAUAAAAAAAGAGUUAUUAGAUGGUAAGCAACUUAUUGAGAACUGCAGAAUAACUUUAAGGAGCGAUAUAGAAGAUCUGGAACAAAAGAAAAUCGAUUUGAUGAGGGAGACUGAUGAGAUAAAAUUACAGAGACAAAGUAUCAAGGAUGAGAGAGGAAAGUUGGAGAACAUUAAAGCUGUCCUGCACAGAGCAGCUGAAGAUACUGAAAAGCUUAGACAAGAUACAACAGCUGAAAGAAAGAAACUCGAGAAGACUGCGGCAGAACUUCAGAAAGAAAGAGACGUCAUUGUCAGUCUUGUAGAAGAGACUAGGAGAAAAAGAGAAGAACUAGACAGAAUGCAAGCUGAUAUAGAACCGCAGAAAAAAGCAGCCGAGAUGCUGAAGGAGAUGAAGGCCGACCUGCAAAAAGAAGCAGGUAAGAUUGAAAAUAUAAGGCAAAUUGUUCAGAGUGAUAUACAGAAAGUGAAACAGAUGGAAAACCAACUUCAAAAUGACAGACGUAACACUGAUAGACUUGUUGAGGAGAUUGAAAGAAGGUCUGAAGCAAUGGAUGAGAUACAAGCAGAGAUUCAAAAGGAGAGGUUGGCAAUUAAGUCUGAAAAAGAUAUGCUAGAACAGGAACAGUCUGAACUGGAAAAAACAAAGGCAGAGAUGUCUAGGCUUAAAGAUCUUCAAGAACAACUGGCUAGGCAAAAAGAAGCAAACAAUACUAUACUUGCAGAGAUUCAUAACGAAAGAGAAAAACUUGAGGAGAUUAAAGAAACCAUCUCAAAACAAAGACAAAGUCUUGAAGAUGAUAAAGAAGCUUUGAGACUGAGGGGAAAUGAACUACAACAAAAAGAAGCAGAGAAUGAAAACCAACAAAAAGAAACAGAUGACGUGAAGAACCGUUUGAGGAUAGAAAAGAGACAAGUUGAGAGAUUGCAAGCUACAAUAGAUGAAUCCCAGAAAUAUUCAGAUGUGGAGAGACAAGAAAUGGAGAACAUUUUGAGAGAAGAGUUUAAAAGGAACUAUGAAGAUCUGGAGCUCCAAAGGAAAAGGAUAACUGAACAAAAUGAACUAUUUAAGAGCCAAAUUAAAUCACUGGAAAUGGAAAGAGAAGAAAUUGAGCAGAAGAAAGCAAAACUGCAACCUUUUGAGAGAGAUAUGCAGCAGAUGAGAGCUGAGCUUCAGAAAGAGGUUGAAGAAAUUGAAAAAUUAAAGAAAGAGUUGCUGGAUGAAAAACAGAAAAUAAAAGACAUGGCAGACCAAACAAAAAAAAAAGAAGUUGAAAGAAAAGAGGCCAUGGAUAGGAUGUACUCAUCACUCGAAAAACAAAAUCAAGCUAUUGAGACUGAAAAACACAUACUAGAAAAACAGAAAUCUGAACUGGAGAAAACCAAAACAGAGAUGGAUAGAGCAAAAGAAGAUCUAGAAACUGAACGAAAGUCUCUUGAGGAAAUGAAGAUAAACAUCUCACAACAGAAAAAUUAUAUUCACAUAGAGAAAAAUGAAUUACGAGUUAAAGAAAAUGAACUGAAUAAGUGCACCUUACAAAUGUAUGAAGAACAACAAAAAUUUGAAGAAAUUCAGAAUGAAAUCAAGAGAGACAGGGACAGACUUGAGAAAGAGAAAACUACAACCAUAGAGGAAAGACGAAUGGUGAAUGACAUGCAAAUGCAGAUGCAAAGAGAGAUUGAGAAGAUAAAACAAGAAACUCAAAAUGAAAGACAGAAAAUAGAGGAAAUGACAGCUCAGCUCAUAAAAGAAAAAUAUGAUAUCAAUAAUCUUGUUGAGGAAACAAACAGAAAACAAAUGGUCUUAGAUACAAUUAACAGUAGUAUUGAAGGGAAAAUUAAAAUCAUGGAAUCUGAUAAACACAAGCUUGACAAAGAACUAAAAGAUUUAGAGGAAACUAAAAAAGAAAUUGCAAGAGCCAAAGAUGAUCUUGAAAAGAAACUUGAAGAGCAAACAGAAAAGGAUAAGAUAACACUGUCAGAGAUUCAGAAAGAAAGAGACACUCUAGAGGAGAUGAGUGUGAACAUCACAAGACAAAUGAAAAAUCAAGAGGAACAAAUAAAACAAAAACUAAAUGAACUUAAGAAACAACAAGCAGUGAUUCUGAAUCAGCAAAGAGAAAUAGAUGAUGACAGAGACAGCAUAAUAAAGGAAAGAAGUCAGGUUGAUGUAAGACAGCUUGAGCUAGAUAAACAACAGACAGAAGUGAAUGACAUUAUAGAAUCGUUGAGGACUGAGAGAAGUCAAUUGGAUAAAGAUAAAGAAGAGCUGAAAGUACAGAAACAGAUAAUGGAGAAAAAUCUGAGAGAUGAUCUCAAGACCGAGUCUGAGAACCUGGAGCUUCUAAAGCAAGACGUACUAAGAGGAAGAGAAUUGCUAAAGAAAGACAGAGAUGAUGUCGAACAGAGCAGACAGAGUUUAGCUGAAGACAUAAAGAUGCUAACACUUCAGAAACAAAUAUUUGAAGAUGAGAAGAACAAGUUAGAACAGAUGAAGAUUGAGCUGCAAAGAGAUGCUGAUGAGAUUGAGAAGCAGAAACAAGAGACACAACAUGAAAGACAGAAGCUGGAGGAAAUGACUGCACGCCUAAAGAAAGAAAGAGAUGAUAUUGUCAUGCUCACUGAAGAGACAAUGAGAAAGAAUGAGAUUCUGAAUGAAAUGCAAGCUGCACACGAGACUGCAUUGGAUGAUCUACAAAGAGAGAAAAACACUCUCGAGCAAAUGAGAGUGAACAUCUACAAACAAAGGGAAGACAUUGAAAAUGAGAAAGAAAUUAUAUAUCUCAGAAAAGAUGAACUGGAGAAACUGAGAAAAGAGAUUUAUGAUGAUCGAAGUGAAAUGGAAAACCUCAAACAAAACAUCACUACUCACCAAAAACUGCUGAAGAACAAUAUGAGAGAUCUAGAAGAAAAAAGAGCCAAUAUUGACAUCGAUUUGGAGAGUCUCAAACUUGAGAGGGAAUCUAUUGAGAACGAGAAGAAAGUAAUGGAACAUGAGAAAACUGAGAUGGAAAGAGAGAUUGAGAAGUUAAAACAAGAAACUCAAAAUGAAAGACAGAAAAUAGAGGAAAUGACAGCUCAGCUCAUAAACGAAAAAGAUGAAAUCAAUAAUCUUGUUGAGGAAACAAACAGAAAACAAAUGGUCUUAGAUACAAUUAACAGUAGUAUUGAAGGGAAAAUUAAAAUCAUGGAAUCUGAUAAACACAAGCUUGACAAAGAACUAAAAGAUUUAGAGGAAACUAAAAAAGAAAUUGCAAGAGCCAAAGAUGAUCUUGAAAAGAAACUUGAAGAGCAAACAGAAAAGGAUAAGAUCACACUGUCAGAGAUUCAGAAAGAAAGAGACACUCUAGAGGAGAUGAGUGUGAACAUCACGAGACAAAUGAAAAAUCAAGAGGAACAAAUAAAACAAAAACUAAAUGAACUUGAGAAACUACAAGCUGUAAUUCUGAAUCAGCAAAGAGAAAUAGAUGAUGACAGAGACAGCAUAAUAAAGGAAAGAAGUCAGGUUGAUCUAAGACAGCUUGAGCUAGAUAAACAACAGACAGAAGUGAAUGACAUUAUAGAAUCGUUGAGGACUGAGAGAAGUCAAUUGGAUAAAGAUAAAGAAGAGCUGAAAGUAAAUAAACAGAUAAUGGAGAAAAAUCUGAGAGAUGAUCUCAAGACCGAGUCUGAGAACCUGGAGCUUCUAAAGCAAGACGUACUAAGAGGAAGAGAAUUGCUAAAGAAAGACAGAGAUGAUGUCGAACAGAGCAGACAGAGUUUAGCUGAAGACACAAAGAUGCUAACACUUCAGAAACAAAUAUUUGAAGAUGAGAAGAACAAGUUAGAACAGAUGAAGAUUGAGCUGCAAAGAGAUGCUGAUGAGAUUGAGAAGCAGAAACUAGAGACACAACAUGAAAGACAGAAGGUGGAGGAAAUGACUGCACAACUAAAGAAAGAAAGAGAUGAUAUUGUCAUACUCACUGAAGAGGCAAAGAGAAAGAAUGAGAUUCUGAAUGAAAUGCAAGCUGCACACAAGACUGCACUGGAUGAUCUACAAAGAGAGAAAAACACUCUCGAGCAAAUGAGAGUGAACAUCUACAAACAAAGGGAAGACAUUGAAAAUGAGAAAGAAAUUAUAUAUCUCAGAAAAGAUGAACUGGAGAAACUGAGAAAAGAGAUUUAUGAUGAACAAAGUGAAAUGGAAAACCUCAAACAAAACAUCACUACUCACCAAAAACUGCUGAAGAACAAUAUGAGAGAUGUAGAAGAAAAAAGAGCCAAUAUUGACAUCGAUUUGGAGAGUCUCAAACUUGAGAGGGAAUCUAUUGAGAACGAGAAGAAAGUGAUGGAACAUGAGAAAACUGAGAUGCAAAGAGAGAUUGAGAAGUUAAAACAAGAAACUCAAAAUGAAAGACAGAAAAUAGAGGAAAUGACAGCUCAGCUCAUAAAAGAAAAAGAUGAAAUCAAUAAACUUGAGGAGGAAACAAACAGAAAACAAAUGGUCUUAGAUGAAAUGAACACUAAUAUUGAAGAGAAAAUGAAAAUCAUUGAAUGUGAUAAAGACAAGCUUGACAAAGAACUAGAAGGUUUAGAAGAAACUAAAAACGAAAUUGCAAGAGCCAAAGAUGAUCUUGAAAAGAAAGUUGCAGAGCAAACAGAAAAGGAUAAGAUCACACUGUCAGAGAUUCAGAAAGAAAGAGACACUCUAGAGGAGAUGAGUGUGAACAUCACGAGACAAAUGAAAAAUCAAGAGGAACAAAUAAAACUAAAACUAAAUGAACUUGAGAAACUACAAGCUGUAAUUCUGAAUCAGCAAAGAAAAAUAGAUGAUGACAGAGACAGCAUAAUAAAGGAAAGAAGUCAGGUUGAUGUAAGACAGCUUGAGCUAGAUAAACAACAGAAAGAAGUGAAUGACAUUAUAGAAUUGAUGAGGACUGAGAGAAGUCAAUUGGAUAAAGAUAAAGAAGAGCUGAAAGUAAAUAAACAGAUAAUGGAGAAAAAUCUCAGAGAUGAACUCAAGACUGAGACUGAGAACCUGGAGCUUCUAAAGCAAGACGUACUAAGAGGAAGAGAAUUGUUAAAGAAAGACAGAGAUGAUGUUGAACAGAGCAGACAGAGUUUAGCUGAAGACACAAAGAUGCUAACACUUCAGAAACAAAUAUUUGAAGAUGAGAAGAACAAGUUAGAACAGAUGAAGAUUGAGCUGCAAAGAGAUGCUGAUGAGAUUGAGAAGCAGAAACAAGAGACACAACAUGAAAGACAGAAGCUGGAGGAAAUGACUGCACACCUAAAGAAAGAAAGAGAUGAUAUUGUCAUGCUCACUGAAGAGACAAUGAGAAAGAAUGAGAUUCUGAAUGAAAUGCAAGCUGCACACAAGACUGCAUUGGAUGAUCUACAAAGAGAGAAAAACACUCUCGAGCAAAUGAGAGUGAACAUCUACAAACAAAGGGAAGACAUUGAAUGUGAGAAAGAAAUUAUAUGUCUCAGAAAAGAUGAACUGGAGAAACUGAGAAAAGAGAUUUAUGAUGAACAAAGUGAAAUGGAAAACAUCAAACAAAACAUCACUACUCACCAAAAACUGCUGAAGAACGAUGUUAAGGAUCUAGAAGAAAAAAGAGCCAAUAUUGACAUAGAUUUGGAGAGUCUCAAACUUGAGAGGGAAUCUAUUGAGAACGAGAAGAAAGUGAUGGAACAUGAGAAAACUGAGAUGGAAAGAGAGAUUGAGAAGUUAAAACAAGAAACUCAAAAUGAAAGACAGAAAAUAGAGGAAAUGACAGCUCAGCUCAUAAAAGAAAAAGAUGAAAUCAAUAAUCUUGUUGAGGAAACAAACAGAAAACAAAUGGUCUUAGAUGAAAUGAACACUUAUAUUGAAGAGAAAAUGAAAAUCAUUGAAUGUGAUAAACACAAGCUUGACAAAAAACUAGAAGGUUUAGAGGAAACUAAAAACGAAAUUGCAAGAGCCAAAGAUGAUCUUGAAAAGAAACUUGCAGAGCAAACAGAAAAGGAUAAGAUCACACUGUCAGAGAUUCAGAAAGAAAGAGACACUCUAGAGGAGAUGAGUGUGAACAUCACGAGACAAAUGAAAAAUCAAGAGGAACAAAUAAAACAAAAACUAAAUGAACUUGAGAAACUACAAGCUGUAAUUCUGAAUCAGCAAAGAGAAAUAGAUGAUGACAGAGACAGCAUAAUAAAGGAAAGAAGUCAGGUUGAUGUAAGACAGCUUGAGCUAGAUAAACAACAGAAAGAAGUGAAUGACAUUAUAGAAUUGAUGAGGACUGAGAGAAGCCAAUUGGAUAAAGAUAAAGAAGAGCUGAAAGUAAAUAAACAGAUAAUGGAGAAAAAUCUCAGAGAUGAACUCAAGACUGAGACUGAGAACCUGGAGCUUCUAAAGCAAGACGUACUAAGAGGAAGAGAAUUGUUAAAGAAAGACAGAGAUGAUGUUGAACAGAGCAGACAGAGUUUAGCUGAAGACACAAAGAUGCUAACACUUCAGAAACAAAUAUUUGAAGAUGAGAAGAACAAGUUAGAACAGCUGAAGAUUGAGCUGCAAAGAGAUGCUGAUGAGAUUGAGAAGCAAAAACAAGAGACACAACAUGAAAGACAGAAGCUGGAGGAAAUGACUGCACACCUAAAGAAAGAAAGAGAUGAUAUUGUCAUGCUCACUGAAGAGACAAUGAGAAAGAAUGAGAUUCUGAAUGAAAUGCAAGCUGCACACGAGACUGCAUUGGAUGAUCUACAAAGAGAGAAAAACACUCUCGAGCAAAUGAGAGUGAACAUCUACAAACAAAGGGAAGACAUUGAAAAUGAGAAAGAAAUUAUAUAUCUCAGAAAAGAUGAACUGGAGAAACUGAGAAAAGAGAUUUAUGAUGAUCGAAGUGAAAUGGAAAACCUCAAACAAAACAUCACUACUCACCAAAAACUGCUGAAGAACAAUAUGAGAGAUCUAGAAGAAAAAAGAGCCAAUAUUGACAUCGAUUUGGAGAGUCUCAAACUUGAGAGGGAAUCUAUUGAGAACGAGAAGAAAGUGAUGGAACAUGAGAAAACUGAGAUGGAAAGAGAGAUUGAGAAGUUAAAACAAGAAACUCAAAAUGAAAGACAGAAAAUAGAGGAAAUGACAGCUCAGCUCAUAAAAGAAAAAGAUGAAAUCAAUAAACUUGUUGAGGAAACAAACAGAAAACAAAUGGUCUUAGAUACAAUUAACACUAAUAUUGAAGAGAAAAUGAAAAUCAUUGAAUGUGAUAAACACAAGCUUGACAAAGAACUAAAAGAUUUAGAGGAAACUAAAAAAGAAAUUGCAAGAGCCAAAGAUGAUCUUGAAAAGAAACUUGCAGAGCAAACAGAAAAGGAUAAGAUCACACUGUCAGAGAUUCAGAAAGAAAGAGACACUCUAGAGGAGAUGAGUGUGAACAUCACGAGACAAAUGAAAAAUCAAGAGGAACAAAUACAACAAAAACUAAAUGAACUUGAGAAACUACAAGCUGUAAUUCUGAAUCAGCAAAGAGAAAUAGAUGAUGACAGAGACAGCAUAAUAAAGGAAAGAAGUCAGGUUGAUCUAAGACAGCUUGAGCUAGAUAAACAACAGAAAGAAGUGAAUGACAUUAUAGAAUUGAUGAGGACUGAGAGAAGCCAAUUGGAUAAAGAUAAAGAAGAGCUGAAAUUACAGAAACAGAAAAUAGAGAAAAAUCUCAGAGAUGAACUCAAGACCGAGUCUGAGAACCUGGAGCUUCUAAAGCAAGACCUACUAAGAGGAAGAGAAUUGUUAAAGAAAGACAGAGAUGAUGUCGAACGGAGCAGACAGAGUUUAGCUGAAGACACAAAGAUGCUAACACUUCAGAAACAAACAUUUGAAGAUGAGAAGAACAAGUUAGAACAGAUGAAGAUUGAGCUGCAAAGAGAUGCUGAUGAGAUUGAGAAGCAAAAACAAGAGACACAACAUGAAAGACAGAAGCUGGAGGAAAUGACUGCACACCUAAAGAAAGAAAGAGAUGAUAUUGUCAUGCUCACUGAAGAGACAAUGAGAAAGAAUGAGAUUCUGAAUGAAAUGCAAGCUGCACACAAGACUGCAUUGGAUGAUCUACAAAGAGAGAAAAACACUCUCGAGCAAAUGAGAGUGAACAUCUACAAACAAAGGGAAGACAUUGAAUGUGAGAAAGAAAUUAUAUAUCUCAGAAAAGAUGAACUGGAGAAACUGAGAAAAGAGAUUUAUGAUGAACAAAGUGAAAUGGAAAACAUCAAACAAAACAUCACUACUCACCAAAAACUGCUGAAGAACGAUGUUAAGGAUCUAGAAGAAAAAAGAGCCAAUAUUGACAUAGAUUUGGAGAGUCUCAAACUUGAGAGGGAAUCUAUUGAGAAUGAGAAGAAAGUGAUGGAACAUGAGAAAACUGAGAUGGAAAGAGAGAUUGAGAAGUUAAAACAAGAAACUCAAAAUGAAAGACAGAAAAUAGAGGAAAUGACAGCUCAGCUCAUAAAAGAAAAAGAUGAAAUCAAUAAUCUUGUGGAGGAAACAAAAAGAAAACAAAUGGUCUUAGAUGAAAUGAACACUUAUAUUGAAGAGAAAAUGAAAAUCAUUGAAUGUGAUAAAGACAAGCUUGACAAAGAACUAGAAGGUUUAGAGGAAACUAAAAACGAAAUUGCAAGAGCCAAAGAUGAUCUUGAAAAGAAAGUUGCAGAGCAAACAGAAAAGGAUAAGAUCACACUGUCAGAGAUUCAGAAAGAAAGAGACACUCUAGAGGAGAUGAGUGUGAACAUCACGAGACAAAUGAAAAAUCAAGAGGAACAAAUAAAAAAAAAACUACAUGAACUUGAGAAACUACAAGCUGUAAUUCUGAAUCAACAAAGAGAAAUAGAUGAUGACAGAGACAGCAUAAUAAAGGAAAGAAGUCAGGUUGAUCUAAGACAGCUUGAGCUAGAUAAACAACAGACAGAAGUGAAGGACAUUAUAGAAUUGAUGAGGACUGAGAGAAGCCAAUUGGAUAAAGAUAAAGAAGAGCUGAAAGUAAAGAAACAGAUAAUGGAGAAAAAUCUCAGAGAUGAACUCAAGACCGAGUCUGAGAACCUGGAGCUUCUAAAGCAAGACGUACUAAGAGGAAGAGAAUUGUUAAAGAAAGACAGAGAUGAUCUUGAACAGAGCAGACAGAGUUUAGCUGAAGACACAAAGAUGCUAACACUUCAGAAACAAAUAUUUGAAGAUGAGAAGAACAAGUUAGAACAGAUGAAGAUUGAGCUGCAAAGAGAUGCUGAUGAGACUGAGAAGCAGAAACAAGAGACACAACAUGAAAGACAGAAGCUGGAGGAAAUGACUGCACACCUAAAGAAAGAAAGAGAUGAUAUUGUCAUGCUCACUGAAGAGACAAUGAGAAAGAAUGAGAUUCUGAAUGAAAUGCAAGCUGCACACAAGACUGCAUUGGAUGAUCUACAAAGAGAGAAAAACACUCUCGAGCAAAUGAGAGUGAACAUCUACAAACAAAGGGAAGACAUUGAAAAUGAGAAAGAAAUUAUAUGUCUCAGAAAAGAUGAACUGGAGAAACUGAGAAAAGAGAUUUAUGAUGAUCGAAGUGAAAUGGAAAACCUCAAACAAAACAUCACUACUCACCAAAAACUGCUGAAGAACGAUGUUAAGGAUCUAGAAGAAAAAAGAGCCAAUAUUGACAUAGAUUUGGAGAGUCUCAAACUUGAGAGGGAAUCUAUUGAGAACGAGAAGAAAGUGAUGGAACAUGAGAAAACUGAGAUGGAAAGAGAGAUUGAGAAGUUAAAACAAGAAACUCAAAAUGAAAGACAGAAAAUAGAGGAAAUGAAAGCUCAGCUCAUAAAAGAAAAAGAUGAAAUCAAUAAUCUUGAGGAGGAAACAAAAAGAAAACAAAUGGUCUUAGAUGAAAUGAACACUAAUAUUGAAGAGAAAAUGAAAAUCAUUGAAUGUGAUAAAGACAAGCUUGACAAAGAACUAGAAGGUUUAGAGGAAACUAAAAACGAAAUUGCAAGAGCCAAAGAUGAUCUUGAAAAGAAAGUUGCAGAGCAAACAGAAAAGGAUAAGAUCACACUGUCAGAGAUUCAGAAAGAAAGAGACACUCUAGAGGAGAUGAGUGUGAACAUCACGAGACAAAUGAAAAAUCAAGAGGAACAAAUAAAACAAAAACUAAAUGAACUUGAGAAACUACAAGCUGUAAUUCUGAAUCAGCAAAGAGAAAUAGAUGAUGACAGAGACAGCAUAAUAAAGGAAAGAAGUCAGGUUGAUCUAAGACAGCUUGAGCUAGAUAAACAACAGAAAGAAGUGAAUGACAUUAUAGAAUUGAUGAGGACUGAGAGAAGCCAAUUGGAUAAAGAUAAAGAAGAGCUGAAAUUACAGAAACAGAAAAUAGAGAAAAAUCUCAGAGAUGAACUCAAGACAGAGUCUGAGAACCUGGAGCUUCUAAAGCAAGACCUACUAAGAGGAAGAGAAUUGUUAAAGAAAGACAGAGAUGAUGUCGAACGGAGCAGACAGAGUUUAGCUGAAGACACAAAGAUGCUAACACUUCAGAAACAAACAUUUGAAGAUGAGAAGAACAAGUUAGAACAGAUGAAGAUUGAGCUGCAAAGAGAUGCUGAUGAGAUUGAGAAGCAAAAACAAGAGACACAACAUGAAAGACAGAAGCUGGAGGAAAUGACUGCACACCUAAAGAAAGAAAGAGAUGAUAUUGUCAUGCUCACUGAAGAGACAAUGAGAAAGAAUGAGAUUCUGAAUGAAAUGCAAGCUGCACACAAGACUGCAUUGGAUGAUCUACAAAGAGAGAAAAACACUCUCGAGCAAAUGAGAGUGAACAUCUACAAACAAAGGGAAGACAUUGAAUGUGAGAAAGAAAAUAUAGAACUCAGAAAAGAAAAACUACAAGAAAAUAGAGCCAACAUUGACAAAGAUUUGAAGAGUUUCAAACUUGAGAGUGAAGCUUUUGAGAAUGAGAAGAAACUGUUGGAACAGAUAAAAACUAACAUGAAAAAAGAAGGACAUGAGAUUGAGAUUUUAAAGCAAGAAACCCAAAAUGAAAGGGAGAAGAUAGAGAAAAUCAAAGGUCAACUCCAAAUAGAGAGAGGUUACAUAAAUAAUCUUGUGGAAGAAACAAAGAGAAAACAAAUGGUUCUGGAUGAAAUUAAUACUGACAUUGAAGAGAAAAUAAAAGCCAUUCAAUGUGAUAGCGUCAUGCUUGAGAAAGAAAAAAAUGAUUUGGAGGAAACUAAAAAAGAAAUUGCAAUAGCCAAAGAUGAUCUUGAAAAGCAAGUUUCAGAGCAAAGAGAAAAGAAUGUGAUCACACUGUCAGAGAUGCAGAAAGAAAGAGACACUCUGGAGGAGAUAAAUGUGAACAUCACAAGAAAAAUACAUGACAUUAAAAAUCAAGAGGAACAAUUAAAACAAAAACAAAAUGAACUUGGGCAACUACAAGCUGAAAUUCUGAAUCAGCAAAGAGAAAUAAAUAAUGACAGAGCCAGUCUAAUAAAGGAAAGAAGUCAGGUUCAACUUAGACAGCUUGAGCUAGAUAAACAACAGACAGAAGUGAAAGACAUUAUGGAAUCAAUGAAAAAUGAGAGAAGCCAACUGGAUGAUGAUAAAGAAGAGGUGGAAGAAGAGAAGCUGAAAAUGGAGAAAAAUCUCAGAGAUUCUCUCAAGACUGAGACUGACAACUUGGAGGUUCUAAAGAAAGACUUAAUAAGAGAAAGAGAAUUAUUUGAAAGUAACAAAACCUUGCUCCAGGAAGAAAGAUAUUAUGUAGACCAAAGCAGAAUGAAUCUAGCUCAAGAGAUAGAGAUGAUAUCACUUCAGAAACAAAUGUUUGAAGACCAGAAAAACAAAUUAACACAGAUGGAGUUAGAUCUGCAAAGACAGGCUGAUGAUAUCAAAAAGCAUAAAGGAGAAAUGCUAAAUGAAAGACAAAACUUGGAAGAAGUGGCCGCACAACUUCAAAAAGAGAGAGAUGAUAUUGUACAAUUCACAAUUAAUGAAAGAAAGAGUGUUGAACUUGAAAGAGUGUCAGUGGUCAGGGAAAAACAGAAUAUGAUGGAUGAACUGAAAAAGAAGAGUGAAAAUCUUGAUCUCCAUAUGAAAGAUGUAAUGACUGAAAAGAAAUCACUGGAAAAUGACAGGCAAAUGUUGACAAGAAAAGUAGAAGAUCUACAACAAAAAAGAGCUCAUGCAGACCAAUAUUUAGAGAGCCUCAAACUUGAGAAAGACGCUUUUGAGAAUGAGCAGGAAGUGAUGGAACAGAUGAAAACUGAGAUGCUUCUUGUUGUAGAAGAGAGGCCCAGGUUGGAACAGAUGAGAGCUACAAUACAAAGAGAAGCCGAUCACAUUAAUCAGCAAAGGCAGAACCUUCAGAUUGAAAAACGGAUUCUAGAAGAAAUGAAAGCUCAAUUUCAAGAAGAGAGGAGGAGCAUUGAGCAUCUCAGUGAGGAGAUAAAUAUGCAGAAAUACAAUCAACACAGACAAGCAGAAGAGUGUGAAAUGGAGAAGGCUGUUCUUGAAAACACCAAAACUGAAAUUGCUAAAGCACUUGAAUGUCUUGCAGAAGAAAGUCGAAAGAAUGAGAUGACAAUGGCAGAGAUACAAAAGCAAAAGGACACUCUUGAGGAAAUGAGGGGGAACAUCUCACAACAAAUGGAGAACAUUACAAACGAAAACCAAAAUCUGUCUCGCAGAGAAAGUGAACUCGCACAACUGCAGAAAGAUGUUCUUAAACAACAACAGGACAUGGAUGAACUGAAGAAGAAUAUCAUGAUGGAAAUGGAUAAGCUUGACCAAAGACAGACCGACAUUGAUCAUUUACAGAGAGAGGUCGAUGAGUUUAUGGACUUCACAAAGACAGAAAUGACAAACACUAAAAAAGAAAGGGUUGAACUGAUGGAACAAAAGAGAAGUAUGGAUAGUGAUAUGGCCAUUCUAGAGACAGAGAAGGAGAAUAACAAACAACUGAAAAUCAAGUUAUUUGAGGAACAACAUCUAAUUGAAAAAAACAGAGAGCUGGUGGCCAGAGAUCUGGAAAUUAUGGACACACAGAAGGCACAUAUAGAAAAUGAAUUUGAGAAAAUAAAAAUUGAGAAACAAAUAAUUGAAAAUGAGAAGGAACAGCUACAGACAAUAAGAACUGUCCUUCAAAGACAAACUGAAGAUCUUGACAAACUAACUGAGGAAACAAAGAAUGAAAGAUUGCAGUUUACAGAGAUGACAGUCCGACCACAAAAACAAAGAGAUGAAAUUAGUCCUACUGAACAGAUAAGUAAUCAGAUCCCAGAUGGAAUAUAUGAUGAGAUUGAAAAGCAAAGGAAAGCAAUUCAGGCUGACGAAGACCUGCUUCAAAAAGAAAAAUCUCAGCUGGAGAAAACCAAGGAAGAAAUAUGCAAAGCCAUGGGAGAUCUAGAUAGAAGAAGAGCUGAGAUACUGAGUGAGAAAGAAAUUCUUCAGCAGAUGAAUACAAACAACAUGCAACAAAUAGCUUAUAUUGAAAACGAGAGGGAAAUUAUAAGAUACAAGGAAAAUACACUACAUCAAGUGAGAAUGGAACUUGAAGAUCAACAAAAGGAAAUGGACGACAUUAAAAACAAUAUAACGCUGGAAAGAAUCAAUAUGGAGCACAUGGAACAAAAAAGAGAAAAGUUAAUUAGAGAUUUAGAAAACUUCAGAAUGCAGAAAGAAGCUUUUGAGAAUGAGAAAGAUAAGGUGCAAAAAGAGAAAGAAGAUAUGAAAAUGUUAAAGCUAGAAAUUCAGAGAGAGUUGGAAAAAGAGAGACAACGUCUGGCUGAAGAGACCAAAAUGAAAAGCGACAUCCUUGAUAAAAUUCAAGCUGAGACAGAAAGACAAAGACAAGUCUCUGCUGCAGAAAAAGAGUUGAUUAUGAAGGAAAGGUUGGAUCUGGAAAAAGCAAAAGAAGAUCUGAACAGACAAUGCGUUAUCCAACCUGAGAAGAACGACACCAUACGGACAGAGCAACUAAAAGAGAGAGAAUCUCUUGAUCAAAUGAAUUUGGAGAUCUUAAGACAACAGCUAGAUUUUGAUAGUGAGAGGGCUGAGCUGUUGGAGCAGAGACAGCAGAUGGAGAUUCGUUUGAGGGCAACGCUAAACUUGGAAAAUGUGGAGGAGCUUAAGAAAGAGCUUGUGGAUGAGAAGGAAAUGACUGAGAAAACCAGAAACCAGCUGAAAGAAGAAAUAGAUUAUGUUGAGCAAAAGGAAUCAAAUCUGGACAAAGAACUAGAAGUGAUAAAAUUCCAACAAAACACUAUGCAAGAUGAAAGAGAUAAACUAGAGCAAAUGAAGGCUGAGCUUCAAAUGAAAGCUGAGGACAUGGAAAAGUCAAUGGAGGAAAUACUUAGUGAGAGGGAGAAAGAUGUACUUCAAAGGAAGUCAGACGAGAGCAAACUAAGAACAGAUAUUGAUAAAGCAAAAACCAAGAUACAACAACAAAAGGAAGAGUUGGAAAGCUAUGCCAUGGAGCUGGAAAAAUCUAGACUAGAUCUAAGGGAGGCAAGAGCGGAGAUAGUCAAAGUCAGACAUGAUGCUUCACGACAGAUAACACAACAGAUGGAGGACCAUGAACAAAAUGAAAAAGAUAAUAUCGAGGAUGUUAAAAAGAUUUUGCUUAAACAGGAAAAGGACAUUGAAAAGGAAAAGAAAGAAAUAACAGUGAAAUUUGAUGAACUACAACUUCUUCUGGCAGAAAUAGAGAAACAGAAAGAAGAGAUGAGAAACCUGAGAGAUAAAGCGGGGCAAGAAAUUCAAGAUGAGCAAAGGAAGCAACAGAUGCAAGCAGCGGAACAGAGUCAACAGAUGGAUGAGUUGAAAAGGGAGAUGGACAAAAUCAAUGCUCUAAAAGCUGUAUUAGCACAAGAAAGAGAAGAAAGUGAAGAAAAAUUGAGAGAGAUUAAAAUGGAAAUGGUUAAAUAUGAACAGAUAAAAUCAAAUAUUCUAUCUGAAAAAGAAGAGAUUGAGGCUAAAAAGCAAUUAGAGAUGGAUGAAAUUAUUGCUACAAAAGCUGAAAUACUAAAACAAAAAGAGGAAUUAGAAGAGAAGAUGCAGAAGACUAAACGUGAGAUGGGAGAACUUCAGUUUCUCAGGGAUGAAACUGACAGUAAGAAAAAAGAUCUUGACCACAGAAUGAGACAGGCAGCAAAACAAAGAGACGAGAUGGGGAAACUGAGGGUUGAACUAGAAAGUGCAAGUGAGAAACAUGACAUGGAGAGGGUCAUGUUAAGUGUAGAGCGAAAGGAGGUAGAACGUUUGAAAGCUGAGAUCCAAAGACCAAUCUCAAUACCAUCUCAAAUGGAAGCAAUAGGUAAAGAUUUGGAGGAGAAAGAGUUACAGAAGCUUCUUCAGGACAUUGAAAAGACUGGAGAAAUGUUUUGGAAAACAAUACAUGAUCCAGAACAAAGAAUGGAGAGAGAUGUUGCAGUGGAUGUUGAGGAAAGGAAAGAAAAAGUAUACCGCUUGUCUGAAGGGAAUGAGAUGAAAAAGAGGGACCUUGAUACUAUGAUGAAGGAGGUGGAAGAGCAAAUAAAAGAAAACAAAAUAACAAAAAUGAAGUUUGAAAAGGAAAAGAGAGAGGUGGAAAGUAUUAAAAAUGAAAUUGAGAUGGAAAAGAAAGACCUGGAAAUGCAAAGGUUAGACCAAAGAGAACUUGUUUCAGUAAUGAAGAGAGAGGUACAAAGGGAAAGGCUGGCUUUUGAGCAGAUGAAGGAUGAACUUUUUGCAGAAAAAGAAGCAAUAGAGAAAGAAAAGAAUAACUUGAUCACAACCAAGCAGCAAAUAGAAAUGUUAAGAUCAGAGCUAAAAUAUGAGCAAGAUGAAAAUGAGAAUAUAAAGAAAAACAUAAUUUUUGAGAAAUCCAACAUUGAGAAACAGCAGAUUGACAUACUUAGCCAGUGGCAGGAGAAUGAUAAAACCAGGGAAGAAAAUGCUAAAGAGAGAGAACAUCUGGAAAAAAAGAGGGCUGAAAUAGAAGAACAAAAACAGACGUUGGAGUUGAACAUGACAAAAAUGUUGGAAAAGAAACAGGAACUUGAUCAUUUAGCACAAGAGCUGCAUGCAUCCAAGGAAGAGAUUAAACAAAUGCAAGCCCUGCUAGAAGCUGAAAUAAUGAGGGAACGUGAUGAAAUGAAGACCACAAUGCAAACAACGAUCAUUGAGAAAGCCAAUUUGCAACAAAUAAUAGAUCAAAGUUUAAAAGAGAUACAAGAAGAAAGAAGUGAGUUAAAUGAGAUGAGGAGUAAACUCGAGGAAGAAAAACAACAUGUACAGGGUACGCAGAACAUGAUAAAUACAUUAACAAGAGAUCUGGAACUCAUUAAAGCUGAGAUAGAAGAAAAACAACAAGAGAUCAAAACUGAUAUGGACAAACUCCAAGAAGAGAGAAACCUGGUUGACCAGGUAAAGGCUGAGGUACAAAACGAUGCUGACAGAAUAAAAGAUGCCUUUGAGGAGAUCAGGAUGGAGCGAGAGACACUUGAGAAGAUGGAGUCCCACUUAAAACUAAUAAACGAACAGUGUGAUGCUACUAUGGAGGAGGUACACAAGAAGAGGAGUGAGCUGGAAAAGACUGUCAUUGAGAUAGAAAAAAAUCAAAAUAUUGAUGCCGAAAAACAGCUUCUGGAGGAAACGAGAAAGGAUGUUGAAAGAGAAAAAUCUGAGUUACAAAGAAGAAGAGAAGACCUAGAGGUGCAACUCAUGAAACUCAAAGAACAGGAAGACAUCGAUAAAACAGCCAAGGAGGUGAAGGAAAAGCUUCUUGAACAAGAGCGUGAUGAUAUCUUGAGACAGAGAGAUGAAUUAGAAAAAGAAAAAGAGCACAUGAUGAAAAAGUGGAAGGAGUUGGACAUUCUUAUGAAGGAAAUGCAAAAACAAAGAGAUGAAAUUGAAGAAAUCAAACGUAAGAUAGAGACUGAAAAGAUAGAAAUUAAUCAACAGAAACAAAGACUGGAUGAGAGUAUGAAAGUGAUGAAUGAGGAGAGAAUUUAUCUGAAAAAGAUGAAGAUUGAAUCUGAAGCACACAGACAACAAAUUGAGAAAGAGAUUAGAGUAGGAGCAGACAUGGAGAGAGAAGAACUUAAUCGGGUAAAGAGUGAAUUGGAGAGAGAUAGGACUGAACUAGAUAAAACGCAGCAGAAAAUGGAUGAUAAUUGGAAAGAAACUCAACAGAUGAGGAAUGAUCUGGAGAAAAUGAGAUUUGAAAUAAUUAAACAAAAAGAACAAAUGGAAAAAGUAAUCAGAGAGGCAAUAAGACAAGAGAGAUCAGAACUUGACCAGAAAAUCAAAGAGAUUGAUCGAGAAAAAGUUGAAAUUGAAAGAGGCAAAGAAACAGUUAUGCGGUUGAAUGAUGAGCUGCUACAGCAGAGAAAUUAUAUAAAACUCCUUCAAGAAAAAACUGAACUUGAGAGACGAAAGUUUAUUGAUGAAAAAGAUCUUCUGGGUCAAAGAAAAACUGAACUGCAAAAAGAUAUUAAAUAUAUGGAGGAGAAAAUAAAGGCAGAGAGAGAAACACUGAAGGAAAGAAAAGAAUGUCUGCAAAAAGACAAAGAGGAAAUUGAAAGUGCCAUUGGGGAAACAAGGAGAAGACAAGAGGAUUUAGAAAAAAAGAGUACAGAUAUAAUGGAACAAAAACAGGACCUGAAGACUAACAGAGAUCUUCUGGAACAAGAGAGGGAAGAAAUAAACGAUAAAUGGACUGAGUUAAAGAAGAGAAUUGAUGAAUUUGAGGACCAAGUCAGAAAACAGAAAGAAGAGGAAGCAAUGAAUCAGACAACAAUACAAAAACAAAGAAAAUGUCUAGAGCAGCUCAAUACAGAGAUCCUGAAACUAAAGACCAAAGCUGAACAAGAACAACAUGACAUAAAGCUAGAAAGACAAGAGUUAAACGCAUUGCGAGAGCAAAUUAAUAAAGAAAAAGAGGAACUACAAGAAAGUAGAAACAAAGUCUUGACUGAAACAGCCACACUUGAUAUGAGAGCUGCUGAGAUCACACAACAACAGCAAAGUCUGGAUGAGAAUCUGAGAGACAUGAUGGAGGAGAAAAUGAAGAAACAUAAAAAAGACAUUGAAAAGGAAAGGGCUGAACUACAGAAGAGAGCUGAAGAUCUUGAGUUUCAAAUGAUAAAACUCAAAGAAAAUGAAGAGACGAGUAAAACAGCAAUGAAAAGAGAGAGGAAAGUUCUUGAGCAGAAGAGUGAAGAAAUCUCAAGACAAAGAGAUGAAUUAGAGAAGGAAAGAGAGGACAUGAAGAAGAAGAGAAAUGAACUGGAGAUUCUUCGGCAGGAAAUGCGGGAAGUUGAAGAUGAGUUACAGUCUGAAAAGACAGACAUCAACCAACAGAAGCAAAAACUGGAGGAGAGUUUGAGAGUCAUGAAAGAAGAGAGAAGUAAUCUGGAUAAGAUGAAGACUGAAUUUGUAACACAAAGAGAACAAAUGAAGGAGGAUGUCAGAAUAAAAGCAAAGAUGCAGGGAGAGGAACUUGAUCAGUUAAAAAAUGAAAUGGAAAGAGAAAAACAAGAAAAUGAGAAGAAUAAGGACAUCCUGAAUAAAUUAAAAGAGGAGUUUGAAUGUGAACAACAGAAAAUGAAAGAUGAGAUGGAGCAGAUGAAAGUCAAUAUAAAGAAAGUUCUGGAAGAGAUAGAGACAGACAGAAAUACAAAUGCUGAAAUGAAAGCACAACUUCAAAGUGAGCAAGAUGAGCUUGAUCAAAUCACACAGGAAUCAAGGAAGAAGAGAGCAGACCUGGAGAAGGAAUGGGCUGAAAUAGCUGCAGAGAGACAAACUCUGGAAGAAAAAAGCAAUACAAUUUUAAAGGUUAAAGAAGACACAGACAAAGAGAAAUCUCUGCUUACGGAGUUAAACAAUGCAUUAGAUAAUAAACAGAAGAAAAUAGAUGAUGAUCAGAAUGUGAUUCAACAGGGAAGACAUGAUCUGGAGAAGAUGAGGUCUGAAAUACUGACACAACAAGAGCAACUGAGAGAAAAGCUCAGAGAGGCCAUAAAACUAAGAUUAGAACUUGACCAGAACAUAAAAGAGAUUGAUAAAGAAAAGAAAGAAAUUGAAAGGAGCAAAGAAACAGUACAGAGGUCAAUGGACGAGAUGGAACAGCAGAAAACACAUAUAAUAAUCCAGCAAGAUGAAAUUGAACUUGAGAAUCAAAAGAUAACAGAUGAAAAGGAUGAGGUAGCUCAAAUAAAGAUUGAACUGCAAAAAGAGAGUGAAGAAAUCAAAUACAUGGAGGAGGAAAUAAAGGCAGAGAGGGAAACACUGAAGGAAAUGAAAGUCCAUCUACAAAAAGAAGAAGAGAAAAUAUAUAGUAUCAUUGAAGAAACAAAGAUAAGAAAAGAGGAUUUAGAAAAGAUGAGCAGAGAUAUAACUGAACAAAAACAGGAGCUGAAGACUAGCAGAGAUCUUCUGGAACAAGAGAGGAAAGAAACAAAUUAUAAAUGGACAGAGUUAAAGAAGAGGAUUGAUGAAUUUGAGGAUCAAGUCAGAAAACAGAAAGACGACGUGAUAAUGAAACAGAUGAAAACAGAAGAAAAACGAAAAAGUCUAGAGCAGCUCAAAACUGAGGUCCUGCAAAUGAAGACCAAAAUUGAUCAGGAGCAACAUGACAUACAGCUAGAAAGACAAAAGUUAAACUCAUCGCAAGAGCAAAUUAAUAAAGAAAAAGAGGAACUACUAGAAAGUAGAAACAAAGUCUUGACUGAAACAGCCACACUUGAGAUGAGAGCUGCUGAGAUCAACCAAAAACAGGAAAGUCUGGAUGAGAAUCUGAGAGAUAUGAUGGAGAAGAAAAUGAAGAAAGAGAGAAGAGACAUAGAAAGAGAACAGGCAGAACUACAUAGAAGAGCUGAAGACCUGGAUCUUCAAAUGAUAAAACUCAAAGAAUAUGAAGAGAUGUAUAAAAUAGCAACUGAUAAAGAGAGGGAAGUUCUUGAGCAGAAGAGUGAAGAAAUCUCAAGACAAAGAUAUGAAUUAGAGAAAGAAAAAGAGGACAUGAAGAAAAAUAGAAAUGAAUUGGAGAUUCUUCAGCAGGAAAUGCAGGAAGUCAAAGAGGAGUUACAGACUGAAAAGACAGACAUCAACCAGCAGAAGCAAAAACUGGAGGAGAGUUUAAGAGCCAUGAAAGAAGAGAGAAGUAGUCUGGAUAAGAUGAAGAUUGAAUCUGAAAUUCUAAAAGAACAAAUUAUUGAAAUAAGAAUAAAAGCAAAGUUUGAGAGGGAGGAACUUGAUUUGUUAAAGAAUGAACUGGAAAGAGAAAAACUAGAAAACGUCAAGAUCAAAGACAUUCUGAAAAAACUGAAAGAGGAGUUUGACUGUGAACAACAGAAACUGAAAGAUGAGAUGGAGCAGAUGAAUGUCAAUAUAAAGAAAGUUCUGGAAGAGAUAGAAACAGACAGAAAUACAAAUGCUGAAAUGAAAGCACAACUUCAAAGUGAGAAAGAUGAACUUGAUCAAAUCACACAGGAAACAAAGAAGAAGAGAGCAGACCUGGAGAAGGAAUGGGCUGAAAUAGAGGCAGAGAGACAAACUCUGGAAGAAAAGAGUAAAGAAAUCUUAAUGGAAAAAGACGACACUGAAAAGGAGAAAGAGACAAUUUGGAGAAUGAAAGGUGAACUAGACCAACAGCAAAUAGAAAACAUUAAACAGAAAGCUGAAAAUGAAAAUAUGAAAAACAUGACUAUGAUGGAGAAAUCUCUGCUUGAAGAGUUAAACAAUGAAUUACAUAAUAAACAGAAGAAAAUGCAUGAUGACAAAGAUUUAAUUGAAGAAGAAAGAAAUAAGCUGGAGAAGAUGAGGACUGAAAUGCUGACACAACAACAGCAACUGGGAGAAAAUAUCAGAGAGGCCAUGAAACUAGAAAGAUUACAACUUGACCAGAACAUAAAAGAGAUUGAUCGAGAAAAGAGUGAAAUUGAAAGGAGCAAAGAAACAAUACAGAGGUUAAUGGAUGAGGUGGAACUGCAGAGAACUCAUAUAAUAAUCCAGCAAGAGGAUAUAGAGCUUGAAGGACAAAAGACUGCAGAUGAAAAGGAUGAGGUGGCUCAGAUAAAGACCGAACUGCAAAAAGACAGUGAGCAAAUAAAAUACUUGGAGCAGGAAAUAAGGAAAGAGAGGGAAACGCUAAAUGAAAUGAAAGCCAGUCUACAAAAAGAAGAAGAGAAAAUUAAUAAAAAAAUAGAAAGAGAACAGACAGAACUAAAUAGAAGAGCUGAAGACCUUGAGCUUCAAAUGAUAAAACUCAAAGAAUAUGAAGAGACGAGUAAAAUAGCAAUUGAUAAAGAGACGGAAAUUCUUGAGCAGAAGAUUGAAGAAAUCUCAAGACAAAGAGAUGAAUUAGAGAAAGAAAAAGAGGACAUGAAGAAGAAGAGAAAUGAACUGAAGAUUCUUCAGAAGGAAAUGCAGAAAGUCAAAGAUGAGUUACAGACUGAAAAGACAGACAUCAACCAGCAGAAGCAAAAACUGGAGGAGAGUUUAAGAGCCAUGAAAGAAGAGAGAAGUAGUCUGGAUAAGAUGAAGAUUGAAUUUGUAACACAGACACAACAAAUGGAGGAACAAAUUACAAUUGAAUCCAAUUUGGAGCGAGAGGAGCUUGAUCUUGAGGAGCUUGACAAACCUGGAUCGACUGAUCAACAGGAGGAAGAAAUUGUCUCUCAAAGAGAACAGUUGAAAAGGGAAAGAUGUGAUAUCAGCAAACACCUAUCUGAGAUUCAAAGAGAAUGGGAGGAGCUAGAAAAAAACAAAAAUAUCCUAGAAAGUCAGAGAGAGGCUCUAGAAAAGAUGGGGAGCAAACUACAGACAGGGAGGCAGGAAGACAUGUUAGUUAGUUGUGCAACGCAAACUUUACUGUCUGAUUUAGAAGAGACAGGAGACAUUUCACUCCCUCAAGAAAUGAUUGCUGAAAAACAAACAGAAAAAUAUAAGGAACACACAACAAAAGAAACAGUAGAGAGAUCGACUGAUCAGAAAAUGGAGAAAAGCCUGACUAAGAAUAUAAAAAAAGAAAAUAUUGAGAUAAAAAUUGAGGAAGAGGCUGAAAUAGAGGCAAGCAGAGAGGACACUGCGUUGUCUCCUUCGGCAAUGGAAAGUGACAUGAAAUUUCAGUUGGCAUUUGAGACAGAUGAAACUGAGAUUCUAAAGAUCGAGAGAAUGGAACUCGGAAAAACAAGAACUGAUCGUCAGAGAGAGCAGAAAGAAGUUGAGAAAAUGAGACAAGGAAAGAAAUAUCUGGAAGAACAAACAGCAGCUCUAGUGAAUCAACGUGAUGAAUUGGAGAUCUGCAGACAAAAUAUAGAAAAUGAGAGAUUUGAGUUAGAAACAACCAUAGAAAAGAUGAAGAAAGAAAUUGAAACAUUUAAUGCAGAGACUAAUAGCAAACAGGAGAGAUUAAAGGAUCUAGAAGUCCAACUUCAAGCAAAGCUAGGAGAAAUGAGAACCAUCUCAGAUGAGACAGAAAUGAGAAGAGAGGAGCUAAAUUUGAUUAAAACAGAAAUACAAAGAAAGAGAGACAUGGAAGACACCAAAGAGACACAGUUUGAGUUACGGACUGUCGAAAGAGAUGAAAUACAGAACCAGAAGGAGGCAUUGAAGAAAGAACAAUAUGAAUUUGAAAAAAUGCACAAUGAAAUCCACAAUAAAGAAAAGGAAUUAGAGAUGCGUCUGACAAUACUGGAUUCAGAAAAGGAUGAAUUGAAUAAAACAAGGGCUGAUCUGGAAACACAAAAACAUCAAUUAGAGCUCAUCCAACAAACCAUCAAGACUGAAAAAGAAGAGCAGAAACCCAUGUUAAGAAGAGCAGAGGACACAAAGAGCAUUUUGGAAGUAGUCAUAAAAGAAGAGAAAAUUAAAGAAGAAAUGACAACCCAACUUUCCCAAAAACAGGACGAGCUUAAAAACAUUAUAAAGGAGAAAAGUAAACUCAUGGAUGAGAUCAAAUUGAUGGAUCUGGAUAUCAAAAAAAGACAAGAGGAACUGGAAUAUGUUAAAAGUUUGACACAAAAAGAGCUGGAUGAGGUAGAGAUGAAGGAAGAGGAAAUGGACAGAAUGAGGAAUCAAACUGACAUGGAAUGGGGAGAAAUACAGAAAAUAAAAGAAGGGUUUGAGGAAGAAAGGAUUAAACUGGAGCAAAUGAAAGCAGACUUACAGAAAGAGGAACAGCUUAUAAUUGGAAAAACAAAAACACAGCAAACCGAUGCAGAGGUGCAGUAUGAGCAGUAUGAUGAUGCUCAGGACUCAUUGAAGAAAAAGGAAGAGGAAAUAGAGAAGGUCAAUGCAGACCUCAAUAACAAGCAAAGGGAGAUUGAGAAUAUGAGGGAAAUUAUAAUAAAGGUCGAGGAUGAGCUGAAACAGAUACAAGCUGAAAUGCAGCGAAUGACGGAAGAAACAAUAAAGAAUGAAACAAUCCUCAGUGAAACCAAGAGACAGAAGGAAGAGUUGGAACAGAUGAAUGCUGAUUUGAUCAGAAAAAACACAGAACUAGAUAGCAACUGCCGACUUCUAGAAAGAGAAAAGAUAGAAGCGGACAAAAGAUUGUCUGCAUUACAGCAUGUGGUGAAUGAACUGCAUGUAAGGUUGAAUGAUUUAGAAGAUCUUGAAAAGUUCAAGUUGGAAGAGAGAGAAGCAGAGAAGACAACUAUAGAGGAAGCCAAGGAGGAAUUAUCGAAAGAGCGAGAGAAAAUUAAAAAAGAAAAUGAAGACUUGAGAAUGAGAAGAGAUGAGCUACUGCAUAUGGAACAAGAAAUUCAAAAUCAGACGAGAGUCUUAGAAAAAAUGAAGAACGAAGUGGAAAAUACUGGAAUCGCACAACAUAAGGCUGUGCAAACACAACAAAUAGAAGAUACCUUAAAAGUCCCAGAAAGCAGAAAUUUGGAUGAAGCACGGGUACAUACAGAAUAUUCCAGACAAGACGAAGGAGUCAAACUCAAACAAAUCCUGAAAAAUGAAAGAGAAGAGGUCGCACACCUGAAGGAUCAGUUACUGAAAGAGAAAGAAGAUGUUGAAACCAUGAAAGAGAGAAUUAAUAGAAAGAUGGAGCAUGUUGAUAAGAUGCAUUCCCAGUUAAUUGGAAGAAUCCAAGAGAUAGAGUUUGAAAAGCAAAAACUAGAAGACCGGAGGAAUGAACUGAGCCAGAAAGAGACUGAGAUUGAAGAAAAGAAAACUGAUCUUGAGAAAAUGAUGGAGGAAUUAGAAAGAGAGAAAGAAAAAUUAAACGCUAUAGCAAUUCAACAACAAAAAGAAAGAGAAGAGAUUGAUUUAGUAGCAGAGGAAAACAAACGGAAACAAGUGACUGCAGAAGAUGAGGUUCAAAAACAACUACAGGACAUCGAAAACACCAAGUUCAGGUUGGAAAAGGAGAAGAAUGAGAUGAAGGCAGAGAUACAAUUCAAAAAGGAAGAACUAGAAAAAUUAACCAGAAGACAGCAAAAGGAGUUUGAAGUCAAAGAGAGCUACAUACAACGUGAAAGGAAUGCUUUGGAAAAGAUGAAUUUUGAGUUGGUAAAGCAAAUCACAGAGAUGGAAAAUGACAAAGAAGAUAUACGACUCCAGAAAGAGAAAAGAACUAUGUGGGAAGCACAAAUACAGAAACAAAAGGAUGAAACUGAGGAGCUGAAGAACAUCAUAGAAAAAGAGCACACUGAAAUUCAACAACAAAAACAAGAGAUGGAUAGAAUUCUGCAAACAACCAGGACUGAGAUGCAAGUUGCCGAGCAACUAAGAAAAGAAAUGGAACAACAGAGGAUAGAAAUUGUACAUAUGCAAGAUAAACUGACUGAGGAAAAACAUGAGCAGGAUCGCAUAAAAACUGAGUUACAAUCAGAAAGCCAGAGAGUUGAAGAAGACAGGCAGAUGCUGAAACAGUCAAUGAAUGAAAUAGAAAAUACAACAUCUCAGUUGAACAGAGACAUGGAGAAAAUGACCGCAGACAAACAAAAUAUUCAAGAUGAAAAAUCUUCCCUGGAAGAGUUCAAGGCUGAUUUACAAAGAGAAGCUGGGAACAUUGAAAAGCUUAAAGAGGAAAUAAAGCUUGAGAAGCAGAGAACAGAGCAAAAAGCCUCUCAAAUCAAUAAAGACAAAGUUGACACUCAGAAGAUGCUGGAGGACAUAAGAAGAAAGCAAGAAGAGCUUGACGCCAUUCACGCUGAAAUUGAAAGACAGAAAAAGGUGGUGGAGUCUGAUCUGUUUCUACUUCAGACACAAAGAGACGACAUAGAGAAUAGCAAAACAGAGAAUGAGAUUCUAAGAGAGAAUCUUGAAAAACAAAAGGUGAAGAAUGAAGAGGAACUGCAAAAAGAGAGACUGGCUAUGGAAGAGAUGAUUUCUGAAAUGGCCGAGCAUAGAGACAAAGCGGAAAACAUGUGGAAUGAAAUAAGACUAAAAGAAACUGAACUGACAAACAAAGAGAUAGAACUUGACAUUCGGCAGAAAGACAUAGAUGACUUAAGAAACACUGUCACGGAUGAGAAAAUACAAAUAGAAGAUAGACAAAAUGCUUUGGAUCAACAGCAAAAAGCGGUCGAUCAAUUGAUUGAUGAAAACAAGACCAAGCAAACUGAUCUGGAACAUCAAAGACAACAACUUCAAGAGAACAUGGCACAACAUUUUGAAAUGGAAAGAGAAGAUCUUGAAAGUUUAAGUGAAAAAAUCAGGAGAGAUAAAGAAGAAAUGAAAAGCCUGAAUGUUGAGAAAGAAAUGACCAAACAAGAAAUGUCAGACAACAAAGAGAUGUUUGAAAAAGAGAUGCACAAUAUGGAGCAGAAAAAGGUAGAUUUAUUGACAGAACUUAAUGAGCUUGAAGUUAAGAUUAAAAGUAAGACCAAAGAAGUAGAAAGUACAAUGAUGGAGGAAGAAAAGCAGAUCCAAGCUACUCUACAAACAGUAAAAGAUGACACUGAAGCAGACCAGACAGCUGUGAGACUAGAACUGCAGGUCGAUCUACAGAAACAAAGUAAAGAAUUAGAAGAACUGAAAAACAAAGUCGACGCAGAGAAAUACCAGCUGGAAAAAAGAAAAGCCAUGUUAGAUGAACAGCAACAAGUAGCAGAAGACAUCAUGGCAGUCAUUGAACAAGAGAGAGAGAAGCUUGAGAAAGAGAAGUCUGAGCUUGAUAACACCAGACAAAUCCUUAACGAAAAUGUGCAGAGGGAACAGCAAAAACUCGAGAAGCUUAAAGAGGAUAUACAAAAAGACAGAGAGGACAUUGAACACAGCAAGCGGAUCAUUGAAAAUGAAAAUGAUUGUAUCAUAAAAGACAGAGAUGAGUUAAACGCACUAAAGGAGGAUAAUGAAUACUGCAAACAGAGCAUACAACAUGAGAGAUAUUUGCUGCAACAAGAAAAGGACCUGAUACAGAAAGAAAAAGAGAAUAUGAAAGAAAAGAUAGAAGAAAAAAAUAAUAGAACAAAGAAGGAAAUAGAAUUCAUGGCUACCCAAAUUUUUGAGAAUAAAAUGGAAUUGAAAAGUCUCACAGAGCAAACAAACAAAAAGAUAUCUGAACUGGAGAUGUUAAACAAGGAAAUUGAAGAAAAGAAACAAACGGCUAAAAUGAAACACUUAGCAGAAGAGAGUGAUGCUGAUCUUCCUAUAGACAAAGAAAUGGUGCAGGAACCAAAGACAGAUGUACUCCAGACGUAUCAACAGUUACAGAUAAAGACCAUAUUAAUACAUGCUGAGACACAAACAUCUUUGGAUGACAUGACAAAAGAAGAGGAUGGAAGACAAAAAGAAUUAGAAAAAGAAACUGAAGCCACAAAAACACAACCUACUGAUUCUAUUGUACAAAAUAUAGAAGACUCAUGCACGUUUAAAAUGCCAACAGAGAGCCAAGAAAGUUGGCGAUCUUCAAAGACAGAAAAGGAAGAUUUGAGAAUGGAGACAACAAUGGAGAAUGCAGAGAAACUGGCAUAUGCAACAAUUGAGAUUGAAAAGAAGACAGUUGAUGUUGAAAGUACAAUGAAGAAAGCGAUGUAUGAGAAGUCAAGAGAUGAGGAAUAUCUGCUUAUACUUACACAAGACAAGGAGGCGCUAUCAAACAUCCUGGAUGAGAAAAAUAAGGAAAUAGAGACUAUUAAGUUAACAUUCCAGAGAGAGAUGGAAGAGCUGGAGAAGACUUUGGCGACAAUAAAAGAACAAAAGAAAAAAGUGGAGGCUGAAAAUGAGACACUUCAACAAAUGCAAACUGAAAUACAACAGGAGAUACGUGAGAUCGAGAGAGAAAAGAAGGUGAAGGAAACCAAAGAAAUUAUACAUGAAACAUUCUCAGUACAAGGCACUGAAGACGUCUCAGAUAUGGAAAAGUCCGAUGUUGACCACAGUCCCACAAGAGACAGAGUAACACAAUCAAAUGCAGAGACACAAACUUCCACACCUGACUACACCCGACAUGAAGCACUUCAAUUAACACAACAUCCAGAUGAUGUGACACAAGUACAAGAUAAGCAAAAUAUCAUCCAAUUUGAAUUACCGCUGGAAAAAGAUGAAAUCGAGAAGAAAAUGAAAAUGAUACAAACCACCAUCCUUGAGCUUGAGGAAGCAAAGGCAGACCUGCAAAAAACGAGGGAUGAAUGUAGAGAUGCCAAAGAAACAAAGUUAGAGAUCACGGAGAGCAUCGAAAAGCGUAGGAAAAGUCUAGAGAAUGUUUAUGCUGAGGUCCUAAGACUCAGAGAGGAGACAGAGCAUCUAACACAAUCAUGUCAAGGCAAAUGGAGUGAACUGGAGCAAAUAGAAGCCGACCUACAAAAACAGAAGAUGAGGACUGUAAAGACUCAACUGGACACUGAUACACACGAAGACAAAGUAGUAAGUCAAGAGACACAAACUGAAGACCAGAAAGAGGAUGCAGAAACAAUAGAGAGAGGUGUUCUACCGCGGAGAGAAGAAAUUGAGUCAAUGAAAAAGAGAAUACAGGAGAUGAAAAGAGAACUUGAAAACCGAUUAAAAGACAUCCAGAAGAGUGAAUUGGAAAAGCUUGGCACACAACGAGAAAAAAUUGAGCUGGAGCUAAGAAAAGCAGAGAUUGAGAGGUAUAACGAAGCCCUUCAGAGUGAACACGAGACGGAAAGACUGAAAAUCAUGGAACGAGAGAAGGAGAUCAUUCUAUUAAGGGAAUGUUUGCUGAUGGAGAUAAAUCAGCUGAGGAGCGAAGGGACGGCAACAAGUACACAACACUUGGAGAGGAUGGAACACCUCAUCUGUGAUGGAGCUGGGAGGAUGGACAGAUUGAGACGGGUGACGGACAGAGCCGUGCAAACACUGAUGAUGGAGAGAGAAGUAGAACAGACUCGUAGAGAUCAUCAGGUGGAAGUAUCUGGAAGGGUGGAGCUUCCUUUGGACGUCUGGGAGGAGGACAGACAGGAAGAACUUAGAGCAGAAUUACAGAACCGAGGGGCAUUGGCUGGGUCAGGUUCACGAAGGAGGAGAUUACUGCACUGGAUCAGACGCCGAUGCGGUUGUCCCAGAAAUCCUAGACACAUUGGAGAGGAAGAGCAGGACAUUUUAUAAGCACAUGUUUUGUUUAUAUGCUGUAUAUAAACAUGAAGCGAUUUCGAAAAUGAUUUUAAUAGCAUUAUGUGUGAACGCAACAUUCCAAUAAUAUCUACUAAAGAUCUUAUCGAGAAUACUAAUGCCACAAAGCAUACUGCAUAUUUAGUCGUAGUGCCGAAGUUAUUUGCAUUGCACCAAAUGCCUGGCUGUUACAUAUUUCAUGAUGUUUAUCACAGUUUGUAUUAUCCAACAGAUGAGAGCGUUGCAUUUUUAAAACACAUCACAGGUAUUUGCAUAAACCAGAAUAGACUAAUGACUGAAUGCAUCUUUCAUGAACGCAUACAUCUAAAUGAAUGUUUAGUUCAUAUCAUUAGCAUAAUGUAUGUAAUUGCAUUUGUGUUACUGUGUGUGUGUUUGUGUGAAUGGUGCUGUUUUCCCUCAUCUGUGAAACAUCUUGGGAAAUGGAACAAUUAAUGCCAAAAUGAUCCACAUUAUUUCUCUAUGCAAAUGACUGUAAUUAUUACUGUGUGUUAGUUUUUAUUCUGAUAUUCCCUUCUGAACAAAUCUUCCGGGAACUGAGAUGUUGGGCUCUCUUAAUUGGAAGAUUUGGAAAUUACGUGAACCUUCAAGGUGUGUGUGAAAAAGCAAAGGUCUCUUACAUGCAAUACGCACAUUUCCUUAGGGGCACAAAUGAACACAGAUGAAUGUGAGAUGGCAGUGUCAUUGCUCCAGCUUCAGUGCUCGGGGUCAUCUUUGUUGGGUUCAAAUACUUGCGGCUCCACAUUGAAGGGAAUAAAGAAGUUGUGUUGUCUCUAUUUAAAGCAGAUCAAAGAAGCUGAGUGAGCAGUGCAUUCUGCACCAGAAGCUUAAAUACUGUACAGGUCUGUUGGCUUAAAGAGUUAAAAAAAAUCAAGCUUUAAUAGUAAUACUUUAAGUCGAUUAAGAGUUUCCAACCCUCAAACAAUCUAGUAAAUAUAUAGUUUGAAUUUGAUAAACAAUGUGAAAAUUGUUAAUUAAAUUGUUAACACCACCAUCCACAUACAUAUACACAUUACACAUGUUUUUCCAAGUACUGUUUAGAGAUUGUCUCACAUAAGCUUAUGUAUAACAAUAUAUUGCUUUAAAUUUGAAUAAAUUAUAUUCUAAAUAAA